Effrenium voratum is the source of this 699-nucleotide messenger RNA. The record is from the annotation of a GenBank genome assembly. Lineage: Eukaryota; Dinophyceae; Suessiales; Symbiodiniaceae.
AUGGGGUCUCUGCCGAUCUGUGCCGCUGAGGCGAGCGAUGAGGCAUUGCACGCGGACUCGGCCGAGGUCUCAUUGCUGCGCGAGGAGGUGGGAAGGCUGACGCAGGAGUUGCUGAUGCACCGCAAGGUGCUCGAGCAAUGCUUGGAGGUGCGCGAGAGCGUGCUGGAGCUCUUGGAGCACCGGGAGGCCUUGCUCCAGUGCUUGGAGCUCCGGGAGGGCGUGCAGGCGGCGCUCAGCAGCACGCAAGUCAUCGGAGAGGUGGUGGACCGUACCUCCGAGUUGGACUUGUCCCUUGCAGGCGUAUCCGACAACACCGCGAGGCACGGCCGUGCCAUCGCCAGCCUCUCGGAGCAGCAGCGGCGCACGACUGAGACCUUGGACGCGGUAGUGCGCGCGGUGAAGCGCUUGGAUCGCAGUCGCUCCCGACAGGCGCCGCCUCGGCCAAUCUCGGCGGCCGAAUCACAAGCCUCGACAGCACGCUCUGGACAGUCACAAGGUGCUUGGGGGUGCUCUGGACGGCAAUGUGAACGGGCGGCUGGGGCGGACCGGGCGCGACGAGUCGGUCUCGCCCCAGAACUCCGGGCAGGCGCACCGGCUCCAGCGGCUCGACUGGAGGUGCACAGGAGCCUCCCCCCCCGCCGGGCCAGCCGCCAGAGCUGGCGCUCAACGGCAGGCCCUCGCAGAUGGCGGACUGCGUGA